CCUUGUUAACUCUAAUGACAUAACUUGGCUCCGAUUGGCCAGUGCUAGACAUGUGACGUCCUCGGGCAGAGUUUGGUCUUGGGUAGUUUCUGAAAACUGUUACUUUGUUGCGCUGGUAAGGAACCUCUCCAACAGACAUGUUUCUGUACCUCCUUGGACUGGUGGUGUUUUACUACCUGUACCGCUGGUUCCGGGAGAUCCCCAGAGUCCCAGACAAAGGAGACAAAUAUGUCUACAUCACGGGGUGUGACUCUGGUUUCGGCAACCUACUGGCCAGACAUCUGGACGAGCUGGGUUUCUGUGUGAUCGCAUCCUGCUUCACAGAGAAGGGAGAGGAAGAUCUGAGGAAGGCCUGUUCAGGCAGAUUCACCACCCUCCACCUGGAUGUCAAAAAGAACGAGAGCGUCGACAAAGCAGCCACUUUGAUUAAAGACAAAGUUGGGGCUAGGGGCCUAUGGGCUGUGGUGAACAAUGCAGGUGUGGCCAUCCCCUCGGCCCCCUGUGAUUGGCUGACCAUUGAUGACUACAAGUCCAUGCUGGACGUGAACCUGAACGGGGUCAUCGCAGUCACCCUGAGUGUGCUGCCCCUCAUCAAGAAGGCCAGGGGUCGCGUGGUCAACGUAGCCAGUGUGUUCGGCAGGAUCAGUCCAGUCGGAGGACCUUACACUGUGUCUAAGUAUGGAGUGGAGGCCUUCAAUGACAGUCUCAGGAGAAACAUGGUACCUUUCGGAGUCAAAGUCCUCUGCAUUGAGCCAGGCUUUUUCAAGACCACCGUGACUGACUCGAUAGUCCUGGGGAAAAGCAUCAAGCAGCUGUGGGAGAAGAUGCCACAAGAAGUCAGAGAUGAUUAUGGACCUGAUUAUUUGGACAAGGUGGACGUGAUGAUGAGGGAGAAGCUUGCCAAGAUGUCCGACGCCGACCUGAUGAAGGUGGUGAGCUGUAUGGAGCACGCUGUCGCUGCAGUCCGUCCUCGCACCCGCUACUCGCCAGGGUGGGACGCCAAGCUCUUCUGGAUCCCUAUGUCCUACAUGCCAACCGGGUUCGUUGACUGGCUACUGCUCAAGGAAGCCAUCCUACCAGCCAAGGCUGUCAACUAAGGCUGAUUCAAGAUUGUCAGUGUUUAUGCUGUCAGAACAAAUACUUGAUUGUGCUGUGCUACUGAUUGUCUUUAAUGAAUAUAACACUUUUGUACCGUACGGUCUGCAGGGCGAAAUACAGUAUGAUGUAUGCUUUGCUAGACAUUGUUUAACCUCUGACCUGUAACAAAAAAAUUAAAGCCAUAAUUGAUA
This is a messenger RNA of Oncorhynchus gorbuscha (pink salmon), 1289 nucleotides long. RefSeq names its product retinol dehydrogenase 7-like. The coding region runs from base 138 to 1097 and encodes 319 amino acids. The record is from RefSeq and is a predicted model, not a curated record. Gene Ontology annotation, molecular function: oxidoreductase activity. Lineage: Eukaryota; Metazoa; Chordata; Actinopteri; Salmoniformes; Salmonidae. The transcript is spliced from 5 exons.